Geosmithia morbida is the source of this 1878-nucleotide messenger RNA. Its product is annotated as U3 small nucleolar RNA-associated protein 3. The transcript has a single exon. Gene Ontology annotation, biological process: maturation of SSU-rRNA from tricistronic rRNA transcript (SSU-rRNA, 5.8S rRNA, LSU-rRNA). Gene Ontology annotation, cellular component: small-subunit processome; nucleolus. The coding region runs from base 1 to 1878 and encodes 625 amino acids. The record is from RefSeq and is a predicted model, not a curated record. Lineage: Eukaryota; Fungi; Ascomycota; Sordariomycetes; Hypocreales; Bionectriaceae.
AUGGCCAAGAAGAGAAAGGCUACCGGCCGUCAGGGCCAGCCCACCGGCCCCAAGGAAGUCGACAGCGCCGAUGCCCGCCUGGGUCCCAUCAGCACAUACAAGGACGUCGCAGACUCCGAGGAUGAGUUCUUCAUGGAGCGCGACCGCUUGAUGCUCGACGACGAGCCCGACUCCAAGCGUCGUAGGAGGCACGACGACGAUAUCGAGCUGUCGGAUGAGGAGAUUCUCGGAGACGACGACUCUUCUGAAGAAUCUGACGAGAAGCCAGAGAAGAAGCAGCCUCCCAAGUCGAAGAGGAAGAAAGCUGUUGAAUCUGAUGACGAGGGUGGCGAAGAAGAAGAAGGAGAGGGUGACGAAGGGUGGUGGGGGUCGUCAAGAAAGGAAUACUACAACGCCGACAACAUCGAAACCGAGGGCGACGCCAUGGAAGAGGAGGCCGAGGCCAGGCGCCUCCAGCAGAAGAAGCUGUCCAAGAUGACGGACGAAGACUUCAUGUUUGACGGGAGCGAGUGGCUGGCCGCUGGCGAUGACGGCGGCGAGGGAGACGACAAGGACGAGCCCGUCACCGAGGUGCUCAAGGAUGUCGAAAUCACCGACGAAAUGGACUCCCAGGAGCGCUACCGCAUACUCAAGUCACGGUACCCCGAGUUCGACCAUCUUGCCGGAGAGCUGCAGAAGCAAGAGGCCCUUCUUGACGGCCUGCGGGUCGGCGCCAAGAUUCAGGGCGCCAAGUCCCUGGAGGCCGUCAAGUACUGGGUCCUGGGCUGCUACGUCGCCGCGCUGGCCGGCUACUUUGCCGUCCUCACGUCGCCCGCGAGGGAUGCCUCCAAGGCCAACAAGACGCUGAGCCCGUCCGACCUGCGCGAUCACGACAUCAUGGAGACGCUGGUCAGCUGCCGUGAGGCGUGGAGCAAGAUCAAGGACCUCCGGUCGACACGCAGCAGCGCCGGGGAGGAAGAGAAGGAAGAUGGGGGCGCUCUCCCCGUGGUGCCCGAGGAGCUGUCCGAGCCUGCCACUGCUGGCAAGGAGGCGGAGAAGGCCGCUAAGGAGGCCAAGAGGAAGGAGGCUGCUUCCGCCAAGAAGAGGGCCGCCAAGGCGCGCGAGCUCGACGGCACGGUGGCCGACCUGUAUAACCUGCCCCUUGUCAACAAGAAGUCUAAGAAGAAGAGUGGAAAGUCGGCAGCCGACGCCCACGGCGACGGCUCCGAUUCCGAUUUUGGCGAGGAGACGAUGCUCGACGCCAGGACAGCCGCCGAGAAGGCCGCCCGCAAGAAGAGUCUCAAGUUCUACACGUCACAGAUUGCCCAGAAGGCCAACCGACGCGCCGACGCCGGCCGCGACGCAGGAGGCGACGCCGAUAUCCCCUACCGCGAGCGCCUCAAGGACCGCCAGGCCCGCCUACUCCGGGAAGCCCAGGGUCGCGCGCAGAAGACGUCGAGGCGCGGUGCCGACCUGGACACCAACAAGGACAACGGCAGCGACGACGAAGAAGACUCCAAGGCCAAGGCCAUGCGCGACGACGAGGACGAGUACUACGACAUGGUGGCCAACAAGUCCAACCAGAAGAAGGAGGGCAAGGCGGCGCGCAAGGCGGCGCUCGCGGCGGCCACCAAGGCCGACAGGGUGGUGGAGAAGGAGGAGGUUGACGAGAAUGGCAAGCGCAAGAUCACGUACGCCAUCGAGAAGAACAAGGGUCUCACUCCCCGGAGGAAGAAGGAGGUGCGGAACCCUAGGGUCAAGAAGAGGAUGCAGUUUGAGGCCAAGCAGAAGAAGCUGGCCAGCAUGAAGCCCAUCUGGAAGGGCGGCGAGCCCAAGGGCGGGUACCGGGGUGAGCUGUCGGGUAUCAAUAUCGGUGUUGUCAAGAGUGUCAAGCUGUAG